Messenger RNA from Lepisosteus oculatus (spotted gar), 573 nucleotides. RefSeq names its product NADH dehydrogenase [ubiquinone] 1 beta subcomplex subunit 1. The record is from RefSeq and is a predicted model, not a curated record. NCBI's taxonomy places the organism in Eukaryota, Metazoa, Chordata, Actinopteri, Semionotiformes, Lepisosteidae. Gene Ontology annotation, cellular component: mitochondrion.
AUCCAAUGUCCUCUUAGUCGGGCCUGCCUUCGGUUGACCUAGGGGAAGAUGUUCAGUCAGGUGUAUUUCAUCAGUGUUGUGCAGUAGAAGACUAAAAUCUGCUGUACUGGAAAUUCAGCAGUGGCAUUUGGCCAUUGUCUACAAGCCAGAGCAGAAGAGCCAGGAGCAAUGUGCUUGAUCGUGGUUCUCAGAAUACAGGCAUUUAUCAGAUGCACCAUGGUGAACUUGGUGAAUAUGUUACGAGAGCACUGGGUCAACGUUCUCGUCCCCCUUGGCUUUGUGAUUGGGAUUUAUAUGGACAGAAGGAAUGAUGAGAAACUCACAGCUUUUAGAAACAAGAGCAUGUUGUACAAGAGGGAACUGAAACCAGGGGAAGUGACCUGGAAGUAAACCUCUCCUAUCAACACACAAAACCGGAAACCUCUAAAAUGUUGAUGUAACGUUUGCCAGAAUUUCCCUUCAUUUCUGAUCUGAUGUGACAUUCUGCGUUUUUGUUCACGUGGUGGCUUUUUGGAAGAUGUGUUUUGUAAUAACAUGUAAUGGCAGGAAAAAAAUAAAUAAUCUAGAAGUGUU